AUGAUAAGAUUUCAAUUAGAAUUUGGACAAGAACUUGUCCCAAUAAUUAAUGCAAUGAAGAUGAAAAAUACCCAUGGCAUGGUAAGAUUAUUUUCUACUUUGAAUAAUAGGACUUUCCAAUCCCAUCGUACUGCGACAAAUGGCAACAUAGUUGGUUCCAAUUCAAAAACAGAUCCAUUAAGGAAAAAAAGAAGUUAUUAUAGUUAUCAUCAUCCACCAAACACGGUCCCAUCCUCUUCUUCUUCUUCUUCCUCCUCUACGAAAAGACGAACCAUAUCAUCGCCAACCUCUACAUCGGCGUCUCCGCCUCCGUCGUCAUCUUCUUCUUCACCAACUCACACAACGAUAUCAUCAUUAGCACCUUGUAUUUUACAAAAUAAUAUAUUCAGAACCAUGCCCAAAGUCCCCAUGACUAAAUAUUUAGAAACCAAGGAAUUAAGUCAGGACAUGUUAUAUAGUGGAUAUAGACCCAUAAUGUAUCCGGUGAAGGAAAAUCCAUUAUUCAGGCUAACAUUAAAGAAGAACUCCUCGUCAUCAUUCCCAUUCUCAACCACUUCUUCUUCUUCUUCUGAAAAGAAGAAACCACAACAAGAACAAAUGAAGAAACAUUAUGAUGAUGAAUAUGGUGGUAUAAUGACAGGUGGGAUUAAUGGUACAUGGAGAUAUUCACCACGGAUACCAAAUAAUUUAUUACCGAAUAAGAUUUGGUCCAUGUCAAUUAUGGGGAUGGAAUAUUAUCCUGAAUGGAAAGGUGUUCCAUUUAAUAUAGUUAAGAAUUUGAAACCAUUUGAUAAAUCUAGAGGAACGGUGGAAGUUAUGAAGAAACCAUUGAAGUGA
This is a messenger RNA of Naumovozyma dairenensis CBS 421, 837 nucleotides long. RefSeq names its product Sue1p (gene SUE1). The record is from RefSeq and is a predicted model, not a curated record. Gene Ontology annotation, cellular component: mitochondrion. The coding region runs from base 1 to 837 and encodes 278 amino acids. Lineage: Eukaryota; Fungi; Ascomycota; Saccharomycetes; Saccharomycetales; Saccharomycetaceae. The transcript has a single exon.